GCCACCACAACCUGUCGCCGAUAGUCUUGCUGCUCUGAAAUUCUUUUUUGUUUAUACUUGAAAAGCAUUAGUUGCUUUGUAAAAUUAAAAUAUGUUGAAUGGACAAAUUACACAUAGCUAUGUGGGGAACACGUGCAGCGUGGUGAUACCACAUCCACAUGUCAAAGAAAAACCAAAGUCCACGCCAUCACCCGAGCAAGAGGAGGCCUGUUGUGAGAGAGGGGCUGAGGCAUUGGUUGAGGCGGGGGCGACGGCGUCAGCGGACGCAACGGGUGCUACGGUACAUGUGAAUUUGGAUCGCAUAAGGAACGUCGAUAUCUUCAUUGGCGACAACGAUUUGUACUUUUAUGCCGAUGUCAAGUUAUACAAAUUCCACAGCCGUCGUACUUUCGACUUAAGGGGCCUGAAAACUUUGUUCAUCAAAUAUGAUACGAACGAGAACUGCUACCAGCUGUAUUUGCGCUGCCUUCCGCCCGUUGCCAUUCCGGGUAGCGGCAAUGCAGCUGGCAGCGCCGUGACGCCAAAACCAAAGACAGCGCGCAAGGAAUAUAUAGCCGCAUUUCUUAAUCUACCUUCGCUUGCAGACACCUUGCAGGACAAGGAACCGUUAGUGCAUGAAUGGAAACUGAAGCGUAUCACCGAACAGUGCCAAUUACAGCUCGAUGCCCACGAGCGUACCUAUAAACUGACUAGCAAUUUUUGCUAUGGAUAUGCCAGUGGGUACAGCGGUUCACUCCAGACUAGCGAGCUGGACAAGUCGACAUGCCGUGUUCCAGAGCCAGAGCGACUAAGUCCUUUGCAACGACGUCUGGAACGCGUUAGCGAUGAAAUAAAACGCUUUUCGCGUGACCAGUACAAAAUGAACUUUGUGGAGUUGCAGGUUCCAGCUGGACAUCAAAAUCCACUGCGCUUCAAGCCCAAAAUCUUUGAAACGUCCAUGACACAGGAACAGGCGCACUUGCUGCAUAAUCUUUGUAGCCGAACAGCCUCGAUGAAAGACUCUACAUCAAUGGUGUCGACUGAUGAUAGUACAUCAACGGCCUCAUCCCAGUCCAUCAGCCAACCUGAACGCCGUGUGCAGAACGAAAUUGACUGUGGUCUUAUCAGCAUUGUGUUGGCCAUAUGCUAUGAUGUGCGCACUACCAACAACGAACCGACCUGUGAAUCAGGCUGGACGCGUAGCAUAUUGUGUCCGUUGUUUUGCUACUUCGAGCAAUUUGACAACUAUCGAGACGUUUUAAUAGCGUUUCUGCGCCGUGUGAUCACCUAUCCGUUGUAUCGCAACUUCGAACUGGGUCGCCAGUGCGUUAGGGAUGCCAUUGAAGUACUGAAGGGUGGUCGCAACUGGCUGAUAAAUCAGCUUCUGCUCACCCACCAGCAAUUCGCCAGUGGCGAACCAUGUCGCGAUAGUUUCAACAACUAUUAUCUGGAGGACUAUAUACGGUAUAUAAGCAAUGCGACAGUGUGCAGCGAUGAGCAUUUGCGUCUGUUGGCGCGGAAUGUUAAGAAUGUGCUAAUGGAUGUUACCAAACGGCAACUGGAUCUAGGUGUUAUUGAAAUCGAGACUGAGUUGAUCCAGGAGCUAAUGCAAGAAAUGCGUAUCGAUGCUGGUAGUGGCAGCGAGUCGCCGUCACAGCAGCAGAGCCACCAUGGUGAUGAUGAAAUGGAUAUGGAUGACACAUCUGGGCAAGAGGAUGAGACAACGACCGACGAUGAUAGCGUUAUAACCGAUUCAUUCGACAGCAUGGACUUGCGUUUGAUUGAGAACGAUGUCUAUGCCGUCGACGAGGAGAACGAAGAUGUCGAUGAUGGAGAUGAGGAUCAAUCAGAGGUUGACGAUGACGACCACGAAAGCAACUCAUCAACAACCACUACCAGCGAUGCUGAGGGCAAUAGCGUCAUCGAGCAAUGCACCAGCAACAGCGAGGCUGCCGCCAGCAUCAGUGCCAGUGCCAGUGUCAGUGCCAGCACCAGCACCAAGUAGACAUUGCCAACGGUUCAUGUUGUCAGUCCUGCCAUGCCUAAACCAAUUUACCAACCAACCAACAAACCAACUUAAUGUCAAAGAACGGAGGCUAAACAGUGAUUACUUUUAUGCAAACCGAAAUGUGAAAGUAAAAUUAAAAAAAAAAACGAAAACAAAAAUCAAAAAGAAAAACAAAAAGGCAAACUGUAAAU
Drosophila hydei is the source of this 2178-nucleotide messenger RNA. RefSeq names its product protein SHQ1 homolog. Bases 92 to 1984 code for a protein of 630 amino acids. The record is from RefSeq and is a predicted model, not a curated record. Gene Ontology annotation, cellular component: cytoplasm; nucleoplasm. Gene Ontology annotation, biological process: box H/ACA snoRNP assembly. NCBI's taxonomy places the organism in Eukaryota, Metazoa, Arthropoda, Insecta, Diptera, Drosophilidae. The transcript is spliced from 3 exons.